Rodentolepis nana is the source of this 1749-nucleotide messenger RNA. The record is from the annotation of a GenBank genome assembly. NCBI's taxonomy places the organism in Eukaryota, Metazoa, Platyhelminthes, Cestoda, Cyclophyllidea, Hymenolepididae.
AUGAUUCCAUAUCCUUCGGGACGUCUGCAUAUGGGCCAUCUUCGCGUGUAUACUGUUACGGAUGUGCUUGUGAGAUACUAUCAUCUGAUUGGAAAGGCUGUUAUCUUUCCAAUGGGCUGGGAUGCAUUUGGUCUUCCCGCAGAAAACGCAGCGAUCGAUAAAGGUGUCCUUCCCGAUGAAUGGACAUAUACUAAUAUAGAUAGCAUGAAACAACAACUUUUGACCGAUAUGAAAUUAAAUCUUGACUGGUCGCGGGAAUUCGCUACUUGCAAUCCCGACUAUUACAAGUGGACUCAAUGGAUAUUUGUUAAACUUUUCAAAGCUGGACUAGCAUACAGACGAUUGGAAGAAGUUAAUUGGGAUCCUGUGGAUAAAACAGUUCUUGCAAACGAACUUGUUGAUUCUGAAGGUCGGUCGUGGCGUUCUGGGGCUCUAGUUGAGAAACGAGCAAUGCGUCAGUGGUAUUUCCGGUCUUUAGCCUACUCUGAAUCCUUGAAACACGGUCUUAUGGAGAUUAAGGGUCAACAAUGGAGGGAUGUAAUUCAAAUGCAGGAGGGCUGGAUCGGUUCAAAUGAUGGAUAUACUCUAGAGUUCGAUCUAGACUUCCAUUCUGCAGAUGUGGAGCUGCAAGGAGAACGUUUAGCAGUCUUUUCUAAACACCCUGGCUUAGCUGCCGCGGAAGUCACUAACUUUGUGUCUGUUGGUCCUCGGAGUAUUUACUGGAACGAUCGUUUCAGAUUUCCAGAAUCCAGUCGUGGAGCUAACUCCUCCAGAAAGUUGGUUUUGGUGAACAUUGACCCAAGCUCACGGAAGCUCAUUAUACAGCCUUCUGCCACUUGCAGUCCUUGGCCGGAAAAGUUAAAUAUUAGUGUUAAAAAUCUCCUUACUGACAGCUACAUCCCUUUGAUCUACGACCCGGAACUUCGUUCUAAUAUUCAAUUCGAAACGCACGUUGAAUUGGGGACCCCCGAAUUAUGUGAUCGACAUAAGGAAUUGAGUCAAUUUCUUGAUCUCCCUUCUCCCAAGGCACAAAUUUCCGUUGAAUCAAAUGAUGAAGAGGGAAUUAUAAUCAUGGAAAGUCCUGUUACUGCGUUUAAUGGACUCAGGCUGAAGGAGGCGAACACACUAGCAAUCGAAAAAUUAAAGAUUUCUGACUAUAGGCUUUAUCGUAGCAGUCAGCAUAAAAAGGAUUGGUCAGUUUCAAGGCAACGUUAUUGGGCUACACCAAUUCCUCUUAUUCACUGUCCAAAGUGCGGGACUGUUCCUGUUCCAGAGGAAGAUUUACCCGUCAAACUCCCUCCUUUGAUGGGAACCCUUAAGCGUGGAGAUGUGCCUCUUAAGGAAAAUAAAGAAUGGAUGUAUACUACGUGCCCUAACUGUGAAGGACCAGCUGAAAGGGAGACUGAUACUUUAGAUACAUUUGUGGACUCUGCUUGGUAUUAUCUUCGUUUUCUCGACCCAAAGAAUGAUAAAGAGCUAUGUUCUCGGUCUAAUGCUCACAAGCAUAUGCCGGUGGAUAUCUAUGUUGGUGGUAUUGAACACGCUAUCCGCCACUUAUUCUACGCCCGUUUCAUUGCCCACUUCUUGCACAAGGAACUGGGUCUUUUACCAUGUCGCGAACCAUUCAAGAAGUUCCUUCCAGUUGGUCUUGUUUUGGGAAUUACUUACAAGAACCCCAUCACUGGCCAAUUCUUCCCUGCCGACAAAGUGGAAAAGGACAGCAAUGGAGUAAUCUUUGGGACAUUUUAA